GCCGCCCGUCGGACCCUUCUCCGUUAGGGUUUUCUGGUCGCCGCUCUCGCUCUCGCCUCGGGUUCCUGCAGGCGCGGCUUUAAUGGCGAUCCAGCAGGAUGAUAAGCUCUUCAACCGCUGGCCCUUCGACGGCGGCGAGGUACUUCCGAUGGGUCUCAGCAAGACUGAAAUUAAUUUGAGAAGAUUGUUGGAUGCUGCUCCACGACAGAAGAAUCAAACAAAGCUCAUACAUUAUGUCACCACAUUAAGGGAACAAUUAGAGCAAUUAGGUGCUGAGACUACACCACAAGGAGCACCAAGUAUCCCAAAAGCAAAAUUGAAUGAAUACUCUGAGAGGAUUGAAGCCCUUGCUGCCAAGUUAGCUGCUCCACUGGCAGAACAUGAAGAGGCUACUCAUGAAGCUAAAGAGGAGGGCCCAUCCAGCACAGAGCAGACUGUGAAUUAUACAAGCUCUCUUCCAGGAUUGAGGAGGAGGCCCACAGCUAAGAUGGAAACCAAGGAAAGCAGUCAUGAUGCAAAGGAGAAGGAUUCAGCAAUGCCAGUUAAAUUGGAUGCAUCAGCACUGGAUCAUAUUGAGAAGCAUAGAAAGCUUCAAGAAGAUUUAACAGAUGAUUUGGUUGCCUUAGCACGACAGCUUAAGGAAGGUAGUCUCUUGAUCAACCGAUCUGUGCAAGACACAGAGAAGAUUCUUGAUUCCACUGAGAACGCUGUGGAGCAUAGCUUGGCGAGCACCAGCCGUGCCAGUAAACGGGCGAUCGAGGUUUACUCGGAAAGUUUCAAGACCACCUGCUUCACAUGGCUUGUGAUCUUCAUUAUGAUUUGUGUGUUCAUUAUGGUGGUUUUGCUCAUCCGUAUAACCUAACAUGCCUUUGUUCACUUUGUGUAUUAUUUCGUAUGGAGUGGAAUCGGAUUGUCUUCCAAACUAUUUUUGAGUCUC
Messenger RNA from Musa acuminata subsp. malaccensis (wild Malaysian banana), 937 nucleotides. RefSeq lists its product as uncharacterized. Gene Ontology annotation, biological process: retrograde vesicle-mediated transport, Golgi to endoplasmic reticulum. The record is from RefSeq and is a predicted model, not a curated record. NCBI's taxonomy places the organism in Eukaryota, Viridiplantae, Streptophyta, Magnoliopsida, Zingiberales, Musaceae. Gene Ontology annotation, molecular function: SNAP receptor activity. Gene Ontology annotation, cellular component: SNARE complex; endoplasmic reticulum.